Sesamum indicum (sesame) is the source of this 1888-nucleotide messenger RNA. RefSeq names its product putative glycerol-3-phosphate acyltransferase 3. The record is from RefSeq and is a predicted model, not a curated record. Gene Ontology annotation, cellular component: membrane. Gene Ontology annotation, molecular function: phosphatase activity; glycerol-3-phosphate 2-O-acyltransferase activity. Gene Ontology annotation, biological process: cutin biosynthetic process. Lineage: Eukaryota; Viridiplantae; Streptophyta; Magnoliopsida; Lamiales; Pedaliaceae.
AAAUUUAAAAGUUUCCGGGCUGUGGCUUCAGUUCACCACGCAAGACCAGAAAGUCCAUGGCUCCGAAGGCCUUCCCUUUCAGUAAACUUGCCCUCUUAUUUUCUGCUUUUCUGGAUAAUUUUAGGGACACCAGAAGAAAUCUUGGCAAUCACUGGUCUCCAAGAUCCCCAUUUGAGUUUCAAAACUUAGAGUUUCUUGGCCAGAGACCCCACCUGGAGAACCAGGUUUUGGUCUUCCAUGCAGAAACAGUUCUACUCAGAUCAUCCUCUCUAUUUCCUUACUUCAUGCUGGUGGCGUUCGAAGCCGGCAGCCUGAUCAGGGCUCUUAUCCUUUUUGUUCUUUAUCCCUUUAUCUGUCUUUGCCACCAAGAUUUAGCGUUAGAAGUUAUGGUAUUCAUCUGCUUUCUCGGGCUGAAGAAAGAGAGAUUCACAGAGGGAAGAGCUGUUCUGCCCAAGUUUUUCCUGGAGGAUGUCGGCAGGGAGAGCUUUGAGGUCCUGAGGAGAGGCAAGUUAAUUGUAGCCAUCAGCGAUUUGCCUCAGGUCAUGGUAGAGAGCUUCUUGAAAGAUUUCUUGGACGUAGAUUUUGUUGUUGGUAGAGAUUUGAAAGCCUGUCGUGGGUACUUUGUGGGACUGAUGGAAGAAAGGAGGGAUUAUAAUGCAUUUCAAGUUGUGAAACUGAGUCCUCAUGUCAUUGGAGUUGGCUGCUUCAGGAAGUGUUUUGAACAUGAAUGGUUUUCCAAUUGCAAGGAGAUUUAUUUGGUAGAUGAACAAGAAAGAAGGAAUUGGCAUCAGCUACCAAGAGAUUUAUACCCCAAGCCCCUCAUUUUCCAUGAUGGAAGAUUGGCUUUUAGGCCAACUUUCUGGGCUACACUAGCCAUGUUCAUGUGGCUCCCCAUGGGAUUCACUCUCGGCAUCAUUAGGACUAUUGUUGUACUGUCGUCGUUGCCCUUUGAGAUUAAGUUUCCGAUCUUGCACCUCACCGGUGUACGGAUAAAGAUUUCCAAUUCAGAAUUAGCAACGAUGAGCAAUGUCAAUGGAGCCUUAUAUGUGUGUAAUCAUAGAACGUUGUUCGAUCCCUUGAUGCUCUCAUCCUGUCUGAGGACUCCUUUAACUGCAGUUGUGUAUAGCCUAAGUCGAGUAUCAGAAAUUCUUUCACCAAUAAAAACGGUCCGAUUGACGAGGAACAGGGGGCAAGAUGCUGAGUUGAUGAGCAAGGUGUUGAGUCAAGGCAACCUCGUUGUUUGUCCAGAGGGCACAACAUGCAGGGAACCUUAUCUACUUAGAUUCAGCCCUUUGUUCACGGAAAUAAGUGAUAACAUAUUUCCUGUCGCAAUUGAUUGUCAUGUUAGCAUGUUUUAUGGUACGACUGCCAGAGGGUUCAAGAGUCUGGAUCCUUUGUUCUUCAGCAUGAAUCCAAGAUCGACCUAUUCGGCCCGUUUCCUAAACAUGGUACAUCGUGGGGCCGGAGAUGAGAAUGGGGAUGAUGCCAGAACAUCAAAUUACAAGAUGGCCAAUUUGGUGCAAAGCAUGAUAGCUGAAGAGUUGGGGUUCAGUUGCACAAAGCUUACAAGGAAGGAUAAGUACUUGAUCUUGGCAGCAAAUGAAGGGGUUGUUCGGAAAGGUGGUGAGUUAAAGACUGAGACAGAGACCAAAAUGAAAUGACAUUUGAGAACGGUAAGAAGCAAUGUGAUGAUAAAGUUUGAGUCAAGGCGUCAAACUUAAGGGAUCAAAAUUUAGUUAAUGACAAAUUUAAGGGGCCAAAAGUGAAUUUAUCUUGAAUAAAAUUGCGUAUAUAAAAUUACGAAUUCCAUAUAAAUAAUAAAUUAAACAGAAUAAUACAGUUUCAUGAGAGCCCAUAUCCUUGUAAUUAAUGGCAUUUGAUAACUUUA